CUGUGCUUUUCUGGAAGCAGAGGGUCUUCCUUCGCCGUGGCAGGGUCUUGCCGUUCCCCCCACCCCAGUCAGGGCCGUUUGCCCCCAUCCUAAUUUCAUUUCUGUCUCUUCUUUAAAAGAAAGCGUUUGUUGUUAAAAUAGAAAAGUUCUUUCUCUUGAGUUUGGAGAAUGGAGAGAGGACCGUUUUGCUGCCACAGUGGGUAUAGGGGCUGGCUGGGACCCAUCCUGCAGGCUUGAAAGCUGCUCCGUGGCUUUGGUGGAAGAGGUGAGGGUCCCACCCCAGUGUUUCGAGGCUUGAUGACAACAUGGAGGUGUCAUGUGCUGGUGUGACCGACCUCUCAAGUUCCAUUCUCAGCCUCUGCCUCCUCAUGGUCUGGAGGCAUGGGGGAUUCUAGAACCAGAGGACUUUGCCGCCCUUUCAGGAAGCAGACCCGGCUGGGCAACACAAGAAUGAUCCGGGGUUGCCCCAGUGCCUCCAUGACUGGGGACAGGCUCCUCCCAAGGUGGGCGGUCCUGUUAGGUGAACUCCCGUGUUCCUGCCCAGUGUGGCCUGUGGCUUCGCCACCUUUGGCGUGGGACAGGCUUGUAACACGCAUUUGAUCUGAUUGCCCACGGAAUUGUCUUGAUUCAGAGGCAGCUUUGGAGGGGGAUUUGGUGCUGUCUGUUGGAUGGGAUGAGGUCCUAUUUGGGCUUCUCAAGAGCCUUGGCGUGAAGUAAGCACUAAGAAAACCAGGUAGAGACGGAAAGAGAAACCAACCCUGUUCUUAGUUUGGCUGCAUUAUUGGGGUUUAUUUGAAGUUGCUUUUUAUGUGUGUAAAAUGUACCAUAGCAUACAUUCCAAGAGGGGCUUUAGUUUUGGUUCAGAUGAGGAUUUCAGAUGGCUGGCAGGUUAAAUGUUCAGCUGCUAACCGAAAAGUUGGUGGUUCGAACCCACUAGCCGCUUUGUUGGAGAAAGCUGUGGUAAUCUGCUUCCACGAAGAUUACAGCCUUGGAAACUCUAUCGGGCCGUUCUGCUCUGCUCUAUAGGGUCAUGGGUGAGUCGGAACUGAACUCCAUGGCAAUGGGUUUUGAAUCAAAAACUUUUCUAAGAUGUGUUAAGUAAAUCCAAAGGUUUUGAGAUUGAGGGAGAGGCAGGAAAGUUGUACUCUUUAGUAUCCCAGAAGAACGGGGGUAGACUCACCAUUUUCUGGCCCUAUGUUGGGGCUGCACUGAUGAGAAUGGAAGCUUCCCUGCACGAGGAUGACCUGCGGACCCCCCAGCGCCAGAACUUCUGUUCCUCUCAGACUUCAGUCUGUGAGUUACAGUUUGGCCACAACCUAGCCCACCGAGAGGGAAAGGGAAUUUUGAAAUUCCGGUAUACCUCUUAAGCCUGAGGCCUUGUAUAAAAACUUCUUCUCAGAUGUUUCAACUAACGGACUCUUCCCUAAAUCAAUGGGGGACACUCUCAGGCCCCGCAGCAGGACUGGCAGGUUAUCAUAAGUUGGUGAGAUUCCAGGAAGUCGACCCCGAGCCUUGCGGAGGGGUGUGUUUGGUGGUAACUCGACUGUGCUUCCUACUUUGUUUCUAGAUCGCCGCCAAGAUUGGAGGCGAUGCUGCUACAACCGUGAAUAACAGCACUCCGGAUUUUGGUUUCGGGGGCCAAAAACGGCAGUUGGAAGAUGGAGACCAGCCUGAGAGCAAGAAACUGGCUGCCCAGGGAGACUCAAUCAGUUCUCAGCUUGGGCCCAUCCAUCCUCCCCCGAGGACUUCGAUGACAGAGGAGUACAGGGUCCCAGACGGCAUGGUGGGACUGAUAAUUGGCAGAGGAGGCGAACAGAUUAACAAAAUCCAGCAGGAUUCGGGCUGCAAAGUGCAGAUCUCACCAGACAGCGGCGGCCUUCCCGAGCGCAGCGUGUCCCUCACAGGAGCUCCCGAAUCUGUCCAGAAAGCAAAGAUGAUGCUAGACGACAUCGUCUCUAGGGGUCGCGGCGGCCCCCCAGGGCAGUUCCACGACAACGCCAACGGGGGCCAGAACGGCACCGUGCAGGAGAUCAUGAUCCCCGCGGGGAAGGCUGGCCUGGUCAUCGGCAAGGGCGGGGAAACGAUCAAGCAGCUGCAGGAACGUGCCGGAGUGAAGAUGAUUUUAAUCCAGGACGGUGCCCAGAACACGAACGUGGACAAACCUCUCCGGAUCAUCGGGGACCCUUAUAAAGUGCAGCAAGCCUGUGAGAUGGUGAUGGACAUCCUGCGGGAGCGCGACCAGGGUGGCUUCGGGGACCGGAACGAGUACGGGUCACGCAUCGGUGGGGGCAUCGACGUGCCGGUGCCCAGGCACUCGGUCGGGGUGGUCAUAGGGCGGAGCGGAGAGAUGAUCAAGAAGAUCCAGAGCGACGCCGGAGUGCGGAUCCAGUUCAAACAAGAUGACGGGACGGGUCCUGAGAAGAUCGCGCACAUAAUGGGGCCCCCCGACAGGUGUGAGCAUGCAGCCCGCAUUAUCAAUGACCUCCUCCAGAGCCUCAGGAGUGGUCCUCCCGGCCCUCCAGGUGGCCCAGGCAUGCCCCCAGGGGGUCGGGGCCGAGGAAGAGGCCAAGGCAACUGGGGCCCCCCGGGCGGGGAGAUGACCUUCUCCAUCCCCACUCACAAGUGCGGGCUGGUCAUCGGCCGAGGUGGCGAGAACGUGAAAGCCAUAAACCAGCAGACGGGCGCCUUCGUCGAGAUCUCGCGGCAGCUGCCACCCAACGGAGACCCCAACUUCAAGUUGUUCAUCAUCCGGGGCUCGCCCCAGCAGAUCGACCACGCCAAGCAGCUCAUCGAGGAAAAGAUCGAGGGUCCUCUCUGCCCAGUUGGACCCGGCCCGGGGGGACCCGGCCCUGCUGGCCCAAUGGGGCCCUUCAACCCUGGGCCCUUCAACCAGGGUCCGCCAGGGGCUCCCCCUCAUGCCGGGGGCCCCCCUCCUCACCAGUACCCACCCCAGGGCUGGGGCAAUACCUACCCCCAGUGGCAACCGCCUGCUCCUCAUGACCCAAGUAAAGCCGCUGCUGCCGCGGCAGACCCUAACGCCGCCUGGGCUGCAUACUACUCACACUACUACCAGCAGCCCCCGGGCCCCGUGCCGGGCCCCGCGCCGGCCCCCGCGGCUCCCCCCACCCAGGGCGAGCCCCCACAGCCCCCACCCACCGGCCAGUCGGACUACACCAAGGCCUGGGAAGAGUAUUACAAAAAGAUCGGCCAGCAGCCACAGCAGCCCGGAGCCCCUCCCCAGCAGGAUUACACGAAGGCCUGGGAAGAGUACUACAAAAAGCAAGCUCAAGUGGCCACCGGAGGGGGUCCGGGUGCACCCCCCGGCUCCCAGCCAGACUACAGCGCUGCCUGGGCCGAAUAUUACAGACAGCAGGCCGCUUACUACGGACAGACCCCCGGCCCCGGCGGCCCCCAGCCUCCGCCCACGCAGCAGGGACAGCAGCAGGCAAGUGGGAACUGCCACCCUCCUCCUCCUCCUUUCUCCUUCCAACCCCCGGCCACCGUCCAUCCUGCCUUAGUGGGUAGCGCCGGCAACCCCUUCCCCUGCGGGGUGUGUCCCUGAUGCCUGCAGUGGGGCCGCCUGGCCGAGGUCUCCGGGAGCCCCCGCGAGCCGGGGGGCAUGUGCGCUGGGUCCAGAGGCUCAAGAAGAGGCCUCCACCGCCAGCCUGCUUGUUCCUGUGUGAUGCUGUCAUGAC
Messenger RNA from Trichechus manatus latirostris (Florida manatee), 3695 nucleotides. It is a transcript of the gene KHSRP, whose product is annotated as KH-type splicing regulatory protein. The record is from RefSeq and is a predicted model, not a curated record. Gene Ontology annotation, molecular function: mRNA binding. Gene Ontology annotation, cellular component: nucleus; cytoplasm. Gene Ontology annotation, biological process: regulation of DNA-templated transcription. The transcript is spliced from 18 exons. NCBI's taxonomy places the organism in Eukaryota, Metazoa, Chordata, Mammalia, Sirenia, Trichechidae. Bases 1751 to 3562 code for a protein of 603 amino acids.